AUGCAAAGUCCCAACACUAAGCAUUUUGGAGCCUCUAAAAGGGUGUUAAGGUACAUUAGAGGGACGAUUAAUUAUGGAAUCUGGUAUAGAAAUGUGGAGAAUGGAUCUCUUAUUGGCUAUUCAGAUAGUGAUUGGGGUGGAUGUUUGGAUGAUUGCAAAAGCACUUCUGGUUUCUAUUUUUCGUUUGGUUCAGGCAUUUUUUCUUGGAGCACAAAGAAGCAAGAUAUUGUAGCACAAUCUUCAACAGAAGCCGAGUAUGUGGUUGUUGCAUCUGCUACAAAUCAAGCAAUUUGGUUAAGAAAGAUCUUGUUGGAAUUGAAUUUGUUGCCAAAAGAACCAACAGUGAUCUAUGUGGACAAUAAAUCAGCCAUUGCGAUGGCUGAAAAUCCGGGCCAACCUGAAGUUCUUCCUUUUCGUUGUAACACAGGACAAGUACCCAGCUGGAUUUGGAGUAAUAGUUUAAGUUAUCUGAAUCUUUCUUGCAAUUUCCUCGAGGCUCUGGAAGAACCUUACGACACAUCUUCAGAAUUAUGGAGUGUCAUUGACUUGCAUAACAACGGGAUCAAAGGCAAUAUACCCAUUGUACCUACUUCUCUUAUCUACCUUUCAAUUGCCAAUAAUAAACUUACAGGAUCAAUACCCUCCUCCAUAUGCAAUCUUUAUCAGCUUCAAUUUUUUUAUGUGUCAAACAAUUCCAUAAACAGCAAACUACCUCCAUCUCUAUUUCAAAUGUUUGACUAUCUCUCAGUGCUGAAUCUAGGGAGAAACAGACUAAGUGGCACGUUUUUGUCAAACUGCAGUUUGAAAACUUUAGACCUCAGCAAUAAUAACUUAGAAGGAAAAGUUCCAAGAUCCCUGCAAAGAUGUGCAUUACUGGAGGUUUUGGACAUUGGAAACAACAAGAUUAGAGAUACAUUCCCAUGUAUGUUGAAAACAUUACCCAGUUUGCACGUCCUAGUCCUAAGGUCAAACAAGUUUUAUGGAGAUCUCCAGUGUCGUAUAGCUAAUCAAACAUGGCCGAAGCUUCAAAUUGUAGAUAUUGCUUCCAACAAUUUCAGGGGAGCACUGCUACCACAUUACUUCUCGAGCUUGGAAGGCAUGAUGAAGAGCAGAAAUCCAGAGCCACGACUACACUACUUGGAAGUUGAAUUCAUCAACUAUGGCCUCUACUAUCGAAAUAGAGUGACUUUAACUCUCAAAGGUCAGGAGAUGGAGAUUGAGAAUAUUCUUAAAGUUUUUACAUCCAUUGAUUUCUCCUGCAACAACUUUGAAGGAGAGAUACCAGAGGUAUUGGGAGAUCCCAAAUUGCUUUACCUUCUUAACUUGUCGCACAAUGCUUUGACAGGAAGGAUACCAAAGGCCCUCGGAAAGUUGACUCAGCUUGGAUCCUUAGAUCUUUCGGUAACGUUAAGUGGGAGAAUUCCAGACGAGCUCGCGAGUCUCGCAUUCCUUUCUUUCUUGAACCUAUCUUUCAAUCAACUUUCCGGUAGGAUUCCAAGUGGCAACCAACUUCAGACAUUCUCAGCAGAAUCCUUUGAAGGGAGCACAGGGCUGUGUGAUUUUCCGCUGAAGAAACUGUGCAGUGACACCAAAAUGAAUGGAUCGUCACAACCACGAAGCCAUUCUGACGAUGAAACAGUUGAUGGGAAAUAUAUAAGUUUUGCAUUGGGAUCUUCAUUGUGUUUUGGCAUCGUUACCUGGCUGCUUUUGCAUAGCACAAGAUACAAUGAGCUCUUUGACAGACUUCUUUUCAGAAUUUUUGGUGAGCGGGCAGAAAUAGAAACAGAAGGAGGUCAAGAUAUCUGA
This is a messenger RNA of Solanum verrucosum, 1806 nucleotides long. RefSeq names its product receptor-like protein 33. The record is from RefSeq and is a predicted model, not a curated record. Lineage: Eukaryota; Viridiplantae; Streptophyta; Magnoliopsida; Solanales; Solanaceae. Gene Ontology annotation, molecular function: protein binding.